CUCCGGACUCUUCGCCUCAUCCGCCCCUCGACAUAGAGCCGCGCGAUUUGCAAGUCCAAACCUCCGGUUCGGUAGCUCCAGACAAAAUUGGACAUAGUAUCCGGAAUUUUUGAUUAUUUUUACAUUAACAGGUAACCAUCGAAACGCGUUUCAUGGCGUUUAUUCGUUUUGGAUGAAAUUGGACACCGCUAAUGUUUCUGGAUGCGUCCAUGUCCUCCUGUGGGCCGAGCCGCGGAGGGAUACAUCUGUGGAAGCGACAAUGUGGAGGCUGCUAAAAUGUCCACUUGGAAAAUGAAGUCGCUACAAUUUCUGUAAUAUUAAAAGAAACAGAGUCAUUGCUGAGUUAUGGUUCGUGUCAGAGACGGAUUUUCGGUUUCGUGACGAAGACAGCAGCGAGGCGCUGGACUGUUUCAAUCUUGGCUUUCCUCAUCUUCCUCAAGCCCACUAUCCGGAGGAGCACGGAGGGGGCAAGGGAUCCAGUCCAUAACUUUGUUUUUUCUCCUCUCCGGCGCUUUAUUUGUCAUUGUUGGAUGCUACAAAGCUGAGCCAAGUGGCUUGCUGAGACCGAAAAGGCAAGCGAACGGCAACAGAGGAUGACGACAGUGGGGACAGACAAGGAGCUCAGCGACUUGCUGGAUUUUAGCGCAAUGUUUGAACUUCCGCUUUCUAAUGGCAAGAGUAGGCCAACAGUCAGACUAGCCAGCAGCCAGUUUGGAAGUUCAGGCGUUGAUGAGAGGAAUGGAUCAGGUCCCUGGGGGUCCGGAGAGCAGAACAGCCCAUCUUUCAGCCAGGGGAGGUGUUUUGCCGAAGAUGGCGUUUACAGUGAGCAAGCUGGCAUUGCACCUGGCACAGUGUUUGGUCCAGGGAUUGCUGGGAAGGCUGACAGAGGCCCUUACUCGUCAUUUGCAACGCAGCCGGGCUUUUUGCCCAGUGAGAUCGCCAUGCCCAGUCCCGGUGCCCUGUCCCCCUCUGGCUUGAAACCAGCCUCCCAAUUUUAUUCCUCCUACGAGGGCAACAACCCUCGCAGACGACCCGCACAAGACCCCAUCGAAGCUCAGCCAAAAAAGAUCCGGAAAGUGCCCCCUGGCCUGCCCUCUUCGGUUUGUGCCUCGGGCGAGGAUUUUAACAGGGACAAUGCUGGCUACUCUGCUUCGAAAGCAGGAAGCAUCUACACACCACCGUUCUACAUGCAAGAAGGCCUCCACCCGCCUUCCGAUCCAUGGGGUUCUGCUGGGUCGAUGGUUCAACCUGGUUAUCCUUCCAUGCUGGGUAACUCCACCCAUCUGAGCCAGCAUGGUCCCUUUACUGCCAUCAACCCCCAAGACAGACUGAAACGGCAACCGCUUCCCCUCUCGCCCCAAAACUACCCCCUGCAUGGCAGCGAGGUCAACGGCAACCACCCGGCUGGCUUCCACUCUGGCUCAAACAGCUACGGACUUCCCAGUCAGACACCUCCUACUGCCGCCAAUCGGGGAUCAGUACCUGGGAGUUCCGGUGAUGAAAUUGGGAAGGCGCUGGCUUCUAUCUAUCCUUCAGACCCAAACAGUAAUGGCUACUCUUCGUCCCCGUCCACUCCGUCCGGCUCUCCUCAGGCUGUUUCAGGCUCAGCUUCCCAGUGGACAAGGUCAUCUGGACAAGCUACACCUUCGCCUAACUUUCAUGGUGGACUUCAGAGCAUGUCUAAUAAACUGGAGGACCGCCUGGACGAAGCCAUUCAUGUUCUUCAGCGACACGCCAGUGGACAAGGGGGACCAGGACUGGCUGAGAUGCAGAAUCUGCUGACCUCCGGUUUGGGAUUAUCUUCAGCUUUUAGUAACGUAGCACUCGGCUUGUCCAGUCGCCUGCCUGGAAUGGUCUCCAACCACCACGAAGACUCUGCUGGCCUGCCCUCUAGUGGAGGACUUGGGCACCACAGUUCCCCAUCAGCUCUCCAAGGCUCUCAGCCUGAAGGUUUCAACAGUGGGUCUUUCUCUCUUUUCUCCUGCUUGUCACAGAGAUUCAGCGAGUCACAUUUUUGUCCCGUUUUGUUUGCAGGUCUAGUGAGCAGCCUGAAUCGCUCCAGUGACGUCAAACGAGAGUCCAAGGAUGAGGAUGAAAACUGCUCUGUGACUGACAAGUCAGAGGAUGAGAACAAAGAGCUGCAAGCUCUACAAACAAGUCUGAUGGAUGAGGAUGACGAAGAUCUACCAGUGGAGAUUAAAGCUGGGCGGGAGAAAGUGCGGAGGAUGGCAAACAAUGCCCGCGAGCGGCUCCGCGUGCGGGACAUCAAUGAGGCCUUUAAGGAGCUGGGCCGCAUGUGUCAGCUCCAUCUGAACUAUGAGAAACCGCAGACUAAAUUGAACGUGCUCCAGCAGGCCGUUAACGUUAUACUCAACCUGGAGCAGCAAGUCCGAGAGCGUAAUCUCAACCCAAAGGCCGCCUGCCUCAAGAGAAGAGAGGAGGAGAAAGUGUCGGGCGUGGACCCCCAGAUGCAGAUGGGAGGAGGGCUCGGCGGUGAUGGACACAAUCCAAUAAGCCAUAUGUAAUUCCGAGCUCCUGUUGACUAACAGAUGUUUGAAGACGUGGCCUUAAUGCACUUCCAUGUGGUUUUGGGAAGGCACACGGGGGGCCUCAUCGCUGUCAAAAGGGGGGGAGGGGGGGCAGUAACAAACAAACAUAACAAGCACACUUGUAUAGAACAAGAAAGAGAGACAACCGUGUAUUCAUACUAUUUACAUGAUUUGACUCAAGGACACUGAGGUGGGGACAUUCUUAUGAUCAUGUUUUUGUAAGACAUUCUGAAAAAAAAGAACGCUUUACACGUUGGGAACAAACCUGUUUGGAUCAAAUAGUCCUCAAUUCCUUCUGUGAGCAAAGCCACAAUUUGUAUUAUUAUGUUGUAACACGUGGCAUUCCCAAAUAUAACAGAAGGUCUUAGAUAGAUUGACUGAAAAGUCAGAGGGGACAUGACUUGGUUCUUGUCUUUUUUUUUUUUUUUUUAAACAUUUCUUACUCCAUCUGGUGUACAUGCAGCAUGUGUGGUGUUCCUCCCUGGAAAGCGCAAAGUUGAACUGACCGACUGCCCGAGGUAGCAGCACCACUGAGGAAAGACUCAUCUCCAGAUACAGUCAACCAGUUUCUAUGAGGGGCUUCCAGACUAAUAGACCUUCCAGAUAUCAGUUUGCCCCACACGAGUUGCCACUUAGACCAGGUGUUAGCAGCCAUCCUGCACGGCCUAGUCACAAGAGGACUUUUUUUUUUUUUUUUUUAUUAAGCAGAGUGACCCUGCAAUAUGUUUUCCAUUUGUUAUUAUUCUCUCUUAAAUAGCCAUCACACCAGAAUGAUUUUUGCAAAUAUUUUUCUUUCUUUUUUUACAUUUGAGCAUAUAGAGCAGAUGACAAAUGGUUACAUAGGGACCAUUUUAUUGCCAGUUGUGGAAGUUUCCGGCUGUCCUCUGUGAUUGGACCAAUCGGGUCACAUGUUAUGGAUGACAAUGACAAGCUCAUCUCGCAAAGGUUGUGUUGGGGAAAAAAAGAGUAUUAAAAGGGAUGGCGAGUUGUAAAGCUACCUUCCUCACUAUUAAUUUACUCAAUUGCCAUUUAUUGACUUGGUUUCUUUAUCAUGGGAAACACCCCUCCCAUUUUGAUCACCUGCAAAGCCUCUUUGUAAUGAGCUUCCUUUUGUAGAAUUGUUCGUUUUUUUCGUUUCAUUGUAAGAUAGUUAAAAUUUAGUGUGUGUGUGUGUGUGUGGUUUUUUUUAAUGCUCUUUGUUUACAUUGUUUAAAUUGGAGACUUUUUUUUUUUUAGAUUGCGGGAACAAAGUGAGGUGUUUUUGUGUUGUGCCAGAUGCUUGGAAAUGUUAGAAAUGACAAAUUCUGGCUAUAUUGUCACAUGUUGUGAUAAUUAUUAUAUAUACAUAUUUUUUUGUUAUUUCUGUGCAAACCUGACUUUUUAUUUGGAUUCCUUUGUUUAUGCCAGUUCAGUUUAAAGUGGAGCAAUAUGUUGUCAGUCUCUACUUGUGUAGAUUAUUAAUAUGAUUCAUUUGAGUUGGAGCCACAAUCAAUUUACAACGUUAUUUAGCUUCAUUAUACAGGUGAUAGAAUUCAUCAAAACAAAUGCAUAAAAGGGUGGCCUUAGUCAUUUUUUUGACUUUGGGAGUGUGGAUGAAAGUUACUAACCAGUGCCUGAAUACUUCUGUUACAUGCAUAGAUGAUGGUGAAAUGUUGCAUUCAAGAUCAUCAACAAGAAUUUAUUGAUGCGACAGCUUUGACACUGAAUCCUACUUAGACCUUUUAUUUGUGGAUUGACUAUAUUUUGAAUAUGAGCUUGUCCUUGACUGCCAUGUAAAUGUAUGUACAGCUGUAUGAUGUAUCAGCUGGAAAACUAUUUGGAUUACCUUUGUGUCAUUUGAAGAUUAUGCCCUAUGCCUAUGGAAUAACCCGUGAGUUUAUUUUCAUCUAAAAAGAAUUGUUCUAGUAAUGCAAAAAAAAAAAAAAAAGGACUUGUGUUUAUGUAAAGGAAUUUUCUACAGUGUGCAGGUAUGAAAACACAAUAUUCUUAAUUAGAAGACUUGUCAACCGCAACAAAUGACUUGCCACAGCUCUUUCUGUCUUCAUAAAUAUUUGAGGGCAAUAUCUAUGUAGGCUUUGUCCUCAAAGUGCCUCCAGUUUCCUAUUUUUAUAUAUAAAGUAGAUAUUGAGAACUGUUGUGUAUAUAACAGUAAUGUAGUAAUAAAUGUGCCAUUUUUAAUAUCAGA
Molecule: messenger RNA, 4734 nt
Organism: Syngnathus acus (greater pipefish)
Lineage: Eukaryota; Metazoa; Chordata; Actinopteri; Syngnathiformes; Syngnathidae
Gene: tcf3a
Product: transcription factor 3a
Exons: 19
Coding region: 594-2525 (643 amino acids)
Biological process (GO): regulation of transcription by RNA polymerase II
Cellular component (GO): transcription regulator complex
Molecular function (GO): protein dimerization activity; RNA polymerase II cis-regulatory region sequence-specific DNA binding; DNA-binding transcription factor activity, RNA polymerase II-specific
Source: RefSeq, a predicted model, not a curated record